UGCGCUGCCGCGGAGUGUCGCGGCGGGACCGGCCGGGCUUGGUUGAGGCGCGCGGGAGCUCGGGCCGGGGGACUCUUCGGAAACAUGGCCCUCCCCACGCUGCCCUCAUACUGGUGCAGCCGGAGGCUCCAGGAUCAGCAGACAGCACGACAGCGACAGCGAGAGCAGGAGGCCCGGCUCCGGCAGCAGUGGGAUCAGAACAGCCACUACUUCCGGAUGUCCGACCUCUGCAGCUCCAAACAGGCAGAAUGGAGCUCCAAGACCUCCUACCAGCAGAGCAUGCAUGCUUAUCAGCGUGAGAAGAUGAAGGAGGAGAAGAGGAAGCAUCUGGAAGCCAGACGGGAGAGACUCAGGCAGCUUCUGCUGGAGGAGCAGGACUUGCUGGCCAAGGAACUGGAGGAGCUGAGGCUGAGCAUGAACUCGCGGGAAAGAAGAAUCCGGGAGCGGCACGGGAAUCUGAAGUCGGCCCGAGAAGAGCAAAGGAAACUGCUUGCCGAACAGCUUUUGUACGAACACUGGAAAAAGAACAACCCCAGACUUCGAGAGAUUGAAUUGGACCUUCACAAGAAGCACGUGAUAAACUCUUGGGAAACACAGCAAGAAGAAAAGAAACAGCAAGAAGCCACAGAAGGGGAAGAGAACAAGCGGUGUGAAAAUGAAUAUGAAACGGCUCGAAGGGAGGCGCUAGAACGGAUGAAAGCAGAAGAGGAGAGGAGGCAGCUGGAGCGCAAACUGCAGGCCGAGGCACUGCUCCGGCAGAUGGAGGAGCUGCAGGUGAAGGAGAUGGAGGCCACCAAACUGAAGAAGGAGCAGGAGAAUCUGUGGAAGCAGCGGUGGGAGCUGGAGAGGCUGGAGGAAGAGAGGAAGCAGAUGGCAGCGUUCCGGCAGAAGGCAGAGCUGGGACGCUUUUUGAGACAUCAGUAUAAUGUGCAACUCAAUAGACGAACACAGCAGAUCCAAGAGGAGCUGGAGGCAGACAGGCGCAUCCUGCAGGCACUCCUGGAGAAGGAGGACGAGAACCAGCGCGUGCAGCUGGCCCGGCGGGAGCAGGCCCUGGCCGAUGUGGCGUGGAUGAAGCGGGUCAUCGAGGAGCAGCUGCAGCUGGAGAGGGCGCGGGAGGCAGAGCUGCAGAUGCUGUUGAGGGAGGAGGCCAAGGAAAUGUGGGAAAAGAGAGAGGCCGAGUGGGCCCGGGAGAGGAGCGCACGGGACAGACUGAUGAGCGAGGUUCUGGCAGGGAGACAACAACAAAUACAAGAAAAGAUUGAAGAAAACCGACGGGCGCAAGAGGAAUCUCUAAGACACAGGGAGCAACUUAUGCAAAACCUUGAGGAGGCAAGAGAGUCAGCUCGUCGGGAGGAGGAGGAGAGUGAGGAACUGAAAUCGGCCAGGAAACAGGAGCUGGAAGGCCAGGUUGCAGAGCGCCAGCUGCAGGUGUGGGAAGCAGACCAGCAGGAGGAGGAGGAGGAAGAGGAGGCCAGGCAGGCCGAGCAGGUCACAGACGCCCUGCUGCAGCAGGAGGCGAAGAUGAUGGCCGAGCAGGGCUACCGGCCCAAGCCUUAUGGACAUCCCAAAAUUGCCUGGAACUGACUUCGUUGGUACUGUAAGCACCACGAGCGAGGAUGCUGAGGCCUUUCCUAUGCAGCUGCUGGUUUUACAGUGUUCUGCUCUAGGGUUCGGGUCACUGUAGACUAGUUCAGUGAGCCUGUUCAGGUCCACGAUUAAACGGAGCCAGGGCGUGGCCAGACUUGAAGGAGUUGUGGAUGCGCAGCACCCUCUGCCUUCUUAUCCAAGAAAUGGGCUUUUAAAAUAGUCACCUGUUGACGGUGCUGUCACACAGUCAUGUAAUAUAUUUAUAAAUAAUGUAAGAUUCUAGAUCAGUGCUAGAAGUUACAAGUUGUGUUCCAUGGCGGGAUACACAGUUUCUUGCUGUCUUACCCUAACUGUCAACCUCCAGUGAAGAUCCAGCUAGAGAUAAGGGGGAAGUUUUUCAGUUUUUAAAAUUGCCAUUUAAAUUUAACUGUUCUAUUGAAAACAAACUCGUAAGUCUUGGUGCAGUUUAUUUCAGGGUUUAUUAAUUUAGUGGUCCCAAAGGGAUUGCAUCUUGUUUUCUAGAAGAAAAGAACUAGGAACCCUGAGACAGUCUGAUGUGGUCUAUGGACGCUUUCCAGAAAGGUGAUGAGAAAUGAGUCUUUCCUCCUCUAGGAAGCAUUUUGGUAGGAUUUCCAUAGAGCAUUGUGUGUGGCGGGAGUGACCCCAACCUGUAUGUUACUGAGCUUCAAAAGGUCACUUGGAUGGCUAACCUUUCAGCAUGACACCUUGGACCUCUAGGGUCUUGGGAAGGUCGCAGCUACAUGCAGCCUUCUGGGAUUUAUGUGCCCAGAGGAAGGGGCACUGAAUCUGAAAAAACUAGAUCAGACUCAACCAUAGAUCAGCCCAAAAUUUCUUCUUGCACUGUUAGAUCCAUGUGACAUAGUUCUGGAUUAAUCUACAAAUAGCUACAAGUUCCUUGCAGCAAUAAUCAUAUUCUUAUGACUUGUAUUUUUUUCAUAUUCUUCCUCUGAGGUUUCAGUUUUCACUAUAUUGUGUUCAAGAUUCCCUAUCUCAGUAAAUUACAGCUAAUUACAGGGCUGUGUUCUGGGUUGUUAAAAACCAGAGUUUAUUAAAAAACCCCGAGUCUAAGGGCUGCAUUGCCUUUCAUUUCAAUGUGCCAUAAAAACAAAUUGAGCUGCAAACUGUAUCCUUAAUCUGGUUUUUAUUUUCUUGUCUUGAAUUUCUUUGGAUGUGAUCUCCUGAGCGCCGUUCUCGUUAUGCUCCUGUUUACUUCCCGUUUCAGAUGUUCAUUCAUUGUGAAAUAAAGUUCUGGUGUGACGGCA
This is a messenger RNA of Diceros bicornis minor, 2873 nucleotides long. It is a transcript of the gene TCHP, whose product is annotated as trichoplein keratin filament binding. Gene Ontology annotation, biological process: apoptotic process. Lineage: Eukaryota; Metazoa; Chordata; Mammalia; Perissodactyla; Rhinocerotidae. The record is from RefSeq and is a predicted model, not a curated record. The transcript has 13 exons. The coding region runs from base 85 to 1587 and encodes 500 amino acids. Gene Ontology annotation, cellular component: keratin filament.